UUAGCUACCCCUUAUGACAUAUGCACCUCUCUAGUCAGUUGCCUUCAAGACUCAGAUCAAGGGCCAUCUCCUCCAGGAAGCCUUCCUGGAAAUCUACACCCUUCCAACAUAGUGGCUCCCGCAUUGGCUUGGGUGCUCCGAAGCCUAUGUCUGACACUCCAGUCAUGCCCAAGACCGGGAUCUUCCUCUUCCUGCUGAUGGCCUUGCCUUCCUCUCUCUGCUUCAACUUGGAAACGGACAAGCCGACCACCUUCAGCAUGGACAGCGCUGGGUUUGGACACAGCGUGGUCCAGUACGCCAACUGGGUGGUGGUUGGGGCCCCCCAGGAGAUAAAGGCUGCCAACCAAACAGGUGGCAUCUACCAAUGUGACUACAGCACAGGGACGUGUAACGCCAUCCACCUGCAGGUGCCCCCAGAGGCUGUGAACAUGUCCCUGGGCUUGUCCAUGGCGGCCACCACCAACCCCACUCAGCUGCUGGCCUGUGGCCCCACCGUGCACCGUGCAUGCAGGGAGAACAUGCACCUCACGGGGUUCUGCUUCUUGCUGGCCUCCCCGUCCUGGCAUGCCCAGAGGAUCCCCGCUGCCCUGCAGGAGUGCCCAAAGCAGGAGCAGGACAUCGCCUUCCUGAUUGACGGCUCAGGUAGCAUCUCCUUCAGAGAUUUUGCCAAAAUGCUGAACUUCGUGAGGGCUGUGAUGAGCCACUUCCAGAGACCGAGCUCCCAGUUCUCCCUGAUGCAGUUCUCCAACAAGUUUGUGGUGCACUUCACUUUCAAAGACUUUGCAAUCAGCUCAGACCCACUAAGCCUGCUGAAUUCUGUAACACAGCUGAAAGGGUACACUUACACGGCCACAGCCAUCGGAAUGGUCACAGACCAAUUGUUUAGUGCCUCAAAAGGGUCCCGAAAAGAUGCCUCCAAGAUCCUGAUCGUCAUCACCGAUGGGCAAAAAACAGGGGACUACCAGGAUUACAAGGAUGUCAUUCCCAGGGCUGAGGCCGCUGGCAUCAUCCGCUAUGCAAUUGGGGUGGGAUCGGCUUUUCAAACUGAACAUUCCUUGCAAGAGUUACAGGACAUUGCAUCAAAGCCGUCCAGUGAACAUAUAUUUAAAGUGGAUAAUUUUGAUGCUUUGAGAGACAUUCAAAACAAACUGAAAGAGAAGAUCUUUGCCAUUGAGGGUACACAGACCGCAAGCAGUAGCUCCUUCGAAUUGGAGAUGGCCCAGGAGGGCUUCAGUGCUGUGUUCACGCCUGAUGGACCGGUUCUGGGGGCUGUGGGGAGCUUCAGCUGGUCUGGAGGGGCCUUCCUGUACCCCCCCAAAAUGAGCCCCACCUUCAUCAACAUGUCCCAGGAGAACGUGGACAUGAGAGACUCUUACCUGGGUUACUCCACUGAGCUGGCCCUUUGGAAGGGGCUACAGAACCUGGUCCUGGGGGCCCCCCGCCAUCAGCACACCGGGAAGGUUGUCCUCUUCACCCAGGUGUCCAGGCAGUGGCUGAUGGACGUGGCCAUCGGGGCCCCAGGAGAGCAGGAGAACCGGGGUGCCAUCUACCUGUUUCAUGGAACCUCAGGACUGAGUAUCAACCCCUCAUACAGCCAGAGGAUCGCAGGUACCCAGCUCUCCCCCAGGCUUCAGUAUUUUGGGCAAUCACUGAGCGGGGGUCAGGACCUCACCCAGGAUGGACUGGCGGACUUGGCUGUGGGGGCCCGGGGACACGCACUACUGCUCAGGACCAGACCUGUGCUCAGGGUGCGGGCAAGCAUCCGCAUCUUUCCGGCAGAGAUCGCCAGGUCUGUGUUUGAGUGCCAGCAGCAUGUGGCCUCUGUCCAGGCUCUGGGUAGUGCCACUGUCUGCCUUCAUAUUCAUGGAAGUCCCAGGAACAGGCUGGGUGACCUCCAAAGCUCUGUGACCUUUGACCUGACCCUCGAUCCUGGCCGCCUGAGUCCUCGUGCCAUCUUCGAGGAGACAAAUACCUGGAAUCUGACUCGUGUUCGAGUCCUGGGGCUGACAGAGCACUGCGAGGCUGUGAGGCUGCUCCUUCCGGCUUGUGUGGAAGACUCAGUGACCCCCAUCAUCUUGCGUCUCAACUUCUCCCUGGUGGGCAAGCAUGUCUCUUCCUUUGGAAACCUCCAGCCCAUGCUGGAUGUGGAUGCCCAGAGAUACUUCACGGCUUCUCUCCCCUUCGAGAAGAACUGUGGCACCAAUCACGUCUGCGAGGAUGACCUCAGCAUUUCCUUUGGGGUCUCGGGCUUGAAGACGCUGGUGGUGGGGAGUAACCUGGAGCUGAGCUUGGAAGUGACAGUGCGGAAUGAUGGCGAGGACUCCUAUGGAACCAGAGUCACCUUCUUCUACCCGCCAGGGCUGUCUUACCGACGUGUGGCAGUGGGCCAGAACCAGCUGCAGUCACGUGCCCUGCGCCUGACCUGUGACAGCGCCCCUGCCGGGAGUCAGGACACCAUCAGCACCCACUGUAGCAUCACCCACCUCAUCUUCCGUGAGGGCGCCCAGGUCAGCUUUGCUUCUUCCCACCCCUAA
Vicugna pacos (alpaca) is the source of this 2534-nucleotide messenger RNA. NCBI's taxonomy places the organism in Eukaryota, Metazoa, Chordata, Mammalia, Artiodactyla, Camelidae. The record is from RefSeq and is a predicted model, not a curated record.